AGGUGACAACUGUUAUUCAUGCGUUAGGCUGGUAAAUAUGAUCACCGCUCCACUAAUCCAAAAGGCAGCGGGCAAUUUGCUCUGCGUUGGUUACGUCAGCGCGUCUUUGGUCUCUCCUCUGCUCGGUCUGGAGCUCGCAGCGCGCAUCACAGCCGUGCCAGUGCGGAGAGUUUGUCUGUCAACUCCGUGAAGUAUAAGCGAGAGUGGCACCACGCAAAAUCCGCCUCCGGUUAUCUGAGCUAAAAGGUUACGACACAUCCAUGCACUUUUUACAAUCCGAGCAAGAGUGAUAGCUACCACAUCCACCUGUUCCUUUUCCCCUUUAGUGCACGUUGUCUGCGCAGCUGCAGCGGUCCACCAUUGCCCCCAAAACCCACGACAGCGUUUUAACGCGAGGGUCCCUGGCGCUGCGGAGGAAGCGGCUGGUCGGUGCAGUGCUGGUUUUCGUCGUCAUGGUCCUGGUGCUGCUUGUUGCGAUUCCUCUACUGGUUCAGACCUUCACUAUUUCCGCGCACUACGAGAUGAUGGGCACCUGUCGCAUGAUCUGUGACCCGUACAGCCCGAAAGCGAGCGCAACGGCGCUGGAAGUCAUGCAGGACCUUGGCGCCAUCCCUCCGCCGCCUCCCCCGUCUUUCUCCCGUGGGAACAAGGGGGAACCCGGCCGCCCCGGGAAGCCUGGACCAAGAGGUCCUCCAGGUGAACCUGGUCCCCCCGGACCGAGAGGGCCACCUGGUGAGCGUGGAGAUUCGGGGAAAAUCGGCUUGACCGGGAGUGCACAGGGAACAGCUCGGACUGAAACGGGGGAAAUUGGCUCGGCGUUUGGGAGUGUCAAGAUCGCGUUUUACGUCGGUCUUAAAAACCCACAUGAGGGUUAUGAGGUGCUCCGUUUUGAUGAUGUGGUAACUAAUCUGGGCAAUCACUACGACCCGUCUACUGGCAAGUUCACAUGCCAGGUGUCUGGAAUUUACUUUUUCACUUAUCAUGUCCUGAUGCGCGGAGGAGACGGGACCAGCAUGUGGGCAGACCUUUGUAAAAACGGACAGGUCCGAGCGAGUGCCAUCGCCCAGGAUGCAGAUCAAAACUAUGACUACGCAAGCAACAGUGUAGUGCUGCAUCUGGACUCAGGGGAUGAGAUAUAUGUGAAACUGGAUGGUGGGAAAGCACAUGGUGGAAACAACAACAAAUACAGCACUUUUUCUGGCUUUAUACUGUACCCAGACUGACCUGCAGCACAACAAUAGACAUUGAAGUGAAUGAUCAUUUACCAAGUUGACAAACACAGGUUGAAGCCCUGUGCAAUCUAGUGCUUUAUUUCUGUGUAUCUGUGGGAAUAUGUUAUUUUAUUUACAGUCUGAACCAUAAAGUAUACAAUACAAGUAAGGAGUUAAUGUUGAUCUUUUUUUGCACACAACAAAAUUCCCAGUGUAUAAUUAACACCUUAAGCUUUUGUGCAAGUUCGUAUGAGACAAAAAACACUAGAAGAAUAAGGAUAGAUAAGAUAAUAGUGUAAAAAUAGCAAAAUGUGAAGAGUGUCUUUAAGUACACUGCGAAUAAAAUAAGACGUCAAAUGUGACACAAUUAAUAGGUCACUGACAUGGACACUACAGGACUACAGGACUACUAUGUGGCCUAUAGCUCUACCUCUAGUUAAUUUGUGUUACUUCCCUAAAAUAACUUAACCUUUGUCUUUUUUUUUUUUUUUUACAAAUCACAACUGAAAAAACUGCCAGAUAAGGUUAUUUUACUGUUUCUGGCAAUUGCUAUUGAUGGCUAGUUUAAUAUUGGAUUUAAUGAGACGAAUGUAUGUUUUACAAAUUACCUAUAGCCACAGCAGAGUUAUAGUCUGUAUACAAUAGGUUAUUUAACACAUUAUAAAGUACCAGUCCCGAAAAUAAUUUCUUGAUCGAGUUUUAAACUCUAAAGCACAUUUAAAGUGCCAUUCUGUUUUGAAUACAGCUUUAUUGUAGAACUUGCUAAAAUUAUUUACAGUGUUGGGUUAAAAAGCCGUCAAUUGAACUCAUGUAUGAAUUUAAAAUAUGAGUUACAUUCUCUUUUCUUUUCCUAGCAGGCACCCAACAGUCAAAAGCAGUUUCUGACACAAUAAAAGAGAAAACUCCAAGGCCUUCAGGUGAAGAAAAAAUAUGUAAUGUAAAACAUGUUCAGUAUCAUGGCAAAAUUAUUAAAAAUACAAGCACCUACACUUUUCAGCCAUUGUAUCAGGUCGUUGUAGUUUUAAUGAUAUUGUCCUAAUAAUAAAUGCAUUUUAUAUAUUUUUUUAUUUUACCUGAGUGUCUUGGAUUGUUCUCUUUUAUUGUGUCAGGAACCAGUGAUAUCCCUACAGCUAGUGGUAAAUGUAAAGAUUAUAAACAUUUAUAUGAUUCUCUCAAAAAUUCUACCCUGACUGUCUAUCCACAUCUGAAUGCAAAUACACGGCAAACUUUUCACUGAUUACCAUUAAAGCAUACCUACUCGGAGCUUUUCUGGACUCAUAAAUUAAUUUAUAAUCCAAUAUAAGGACUCAAGGGCACACUUUCUAUGCUCUGUAAUUGGGAAGAUUUUUGUUCAGCACUGGGCUUUUUGUGGUGUAACCUGUUUGACUGUAUCUUGUGUGUAUCAAACAUGUAUUUGAACUAUAUGUCAAAUAAAGAUUAUGAGGACAAUAUAUGUCAAAUAAAGAUUAUGCGGACAGUAUCUGAAUUAUUAGUGUAUGUCUUGGAUGUUGAUGAAUUACUAGUCAUGUAUUAUGUUUUUGUGCUGUAGCACAAUUUAUAUACUGCACUGUUAAUA
Messenger RNA from Clarias gariepinus (North African catfish), 2787 nucleotides. It is a transcript of the gene c1ql2, whose product is annotated as complement component 1, q subcomponent-like 2. The transcript is spliced from 2 exons. Lineage: Eukaryota; Metazoa; Chordata; Actinopteri; Siluriformes; Clariidae. The coding region runs from base 453 to 1223 and encodes 256 amino acids. Gene Ontology annotation, molecular function: protein binding. The record is from RefSeq and is a predicted model, not a curated record.